Messenger RNA from Papilio xuthus (Asian swallowtail), 787 nucleotides. RefSeq lists its product as uncharacterized. The record is from RefSeq and is a predicted model, not a curated record. The transcript is spliced from 4 exons. Lineage: Eukaryota; Metazoa; Arthropoda; Insecta; Lepidoptera; Papilionidae. The coding region runs from base 84 to 599 and encodes 171 amino acids.
AACUGUCAUGUCGUUAUGUCAAAAAUCUUAAAUUAUACUCGAAGUGAAUUCAGUACAUCCAGUUUGAAAAUUAUGAAUUAUAAAUGAUUGAGUGUCCGAAAAAGAAGGAGAAAAAAGGAAAUUCAAAACUCUGCGAUUGUCGGCCGGUUUGCAAACACCGGAGGCGGACAUGGAAGGGCGUGACACUCAAAACGUCUGCGGAGUUGUUGGUCGAGAAAGAGCUAAAGGAGGAGAAGCCAGUGCAACCUAUUAAAAUACAUCCUAUGAAACCAUGCGAAAAAUGGGUAAAGUCCCGUGAAAUUAUACCGCCGGUGAAGGUAAAGAAACCCAGCAUAGUGAAGAUAUGCGAAGCGCCUAUCGCGGACACGGCGGCCACACCCUACGUGGAGUUCGCUAAACUGGCUAAGGAAAUUGGUGCGUGGGACUCUGUGCGCAAGACGUGCGCGUUCUGCUCGUGCCCGGGAUGCUGCGCGUGCGCAUCUCGGGAGUACGAGUUGAGGGAGGAGGGGGCGGUGCAGCGCCGGCGCGCUAUGACCGACUUCGACAGGCGAGUGCGUGAUGAUUGCAAGAUCAUGCGGAUCAUGUAUAAUAACAUUUAACAGAAAUAACAUUAUUAAUAAAAUAUUUUGCUCCAAAAUUAGGUAUGUAUGUACUUGUUUGUUUUUCAACAUUUUAAAAUUAUUAAAUAGCGUUAGCGAAACACUCAUAUCCAAGGAUAAGUCUGUAACCAUUGUUCAACUAUUGUCUUGAUUGAAUUUGAUAAUUCGAGUGCUGUUAUGUGAAUGUU